Molecule: messenger RNA, 1257 nt
Organism: Perkinsus marinus ATCC 50983
Lineage: Eukaryota; Perkinsozoa; Perkinsida; Perkinsidae
Product: Cystathionine beta-lyase, putative
Exons: 10
Coding region: 1-1257 (418 amino acids)
Biological process (GO): transsulfuration
Cellular component (GO): cytoplasm
Molecular function (GO): pyridoxal phosphate binding; carbon-sulfur lyase activity
Source: RefSeq, a predicted model, not a curated record
AUGUCCUCUGGUAAGAAGACCGUCGCUGGCGAGUGGAUCCCAGGUCCUCUUGGCAUGGGCACUGAGUUGGUGGGUUGGUCUUCGGUGAAGCUCCCCUGGUACGCAGCUGCUCAGGUGCAUGCCUCGGUGUCGCCUGAUAAUGAGACUGGUGCUAUUCUGACGCCGGUCUUCUUGUCGACUACCUUUGUCCAAGAGUCUGUAGACAAAUACCUUGCCAAGGGGUUCAGCUACAGUCGCACCUCCAACCCGACUGUUCGUGCCUAUGAGGAGAAGAUCGCGGAGAUCGAGAAGGCUCCUGGGGGUGCCGCAGUCUUUGGAACUGGUAUGGCUGCUACCACUACCGUAGUAUGUGGGCUGAUGAAUGCUGGAGAUCACGCUGUGGUUACUGAGUGCAGUUAUGGCGGCACUAACAGGAUCAUGCGCGAGCAGUUCAUACCCUUGGGCAUGGAGUUCUCUUUUGUCGACAUGACUGACGUCGAGAACAUCAAGAAGGCUCUGAAGCCGAAUACCAAAAUGGUAUUCUCGGAGACUCCGACAAAUCCUCUGUUACGAUUGGUUGAUCUCGAGGCAGUCUCCGCACUAUGCAGAGAGAAGGGCAUUGUCCAUGUCUGCGAUAGCACAUUCGCUACCCCAGUCAUUUGCCGUCCAAUGGACUUUGGUGUUGACAUCACUCUUCAAUCAACGACGAAAUAUUAUGAUGGCCACAACAUCACCACCGGUGGUGCUCUGGCUUGCCGUACCAAGGAGUUGUAUCAGCGCAUGAAGUUUAUCCAGAACAUGCACGGCAACAUCAUGUCUCCCUUUGUUGCCUUCAUCCAGCUGCAGACUGUGAAGACCCUUGAAUUACGUAUCCAGCGUCAGUCGGAGACUGCUAUGAAGAUCUGCAAGUUUUUGGAGGGUCAUCCGAAAUGCUCCCGUGUAAUCUACCCCGGUCUUGAGUCUCACCCACAACAUGAGCUCGCUAAGAAGCUUCACAGGAACAACCUUCAUGGUGGAAUGCUAUGGUUCGACGUUGUUGGUGGUUCUGACUCGGGUACUAAGCUUAUGAACUCCAUCCAGCGCCCUUGGUCUUUGUGUGAGAAUCUUGGCGCUACCGAGUCUAUCAUCACAGCCUGUGCAGUGAUGACCCAUGCUAACAUGUUACCCGAAGACAGGCUUAGGUUGGGUAUUGUGGACGGGUUCAUCCGUGUGUCUGUUGGAGUUGAGGACGCGGAGGACCUCAUCCGUAGUCUCAAAGACAGUUUGGACCAGUUGUAA